Macrobrachium nipponense is the source of this 955-nucleotide messenger RNA. RefSeq lists its product as uncharacterized. The transcript is spliced from 6 exons. The record is from RefSeq and is a predicted model, not a curated record. NCBI's taxonomy places the organism in Eukaryota, Metazoa, Arthropoda, Malacostraca, Decapoda, Palaemonidae. The coding region runs from base 80 to 955 and encodes 291 amino acids.
UUGGCCGAGAACUCGAACUUACCGUCGUAGACUGUCCGUGUUUUUUCGGGAGUUUCCUGCAGGCAGAGGAGACGAACCAAUGACGAACCACAACUCCAGCAGGGAAAGGCGAAGGACUUCUAGAAGUGGAGGUCCCGUCACCCGCAAGCCUUUUGUUUACUUCCUCUUCCUCUUCCUCUUCUUCUUCUUGCGGAGAACGUCUAGUGUCUACGCCUAUGGAGAAACUCAGUUACUCCGACGCGUCACCGUAUCAGCCACGCGGUUCGCCACGGCCAACCAGACUUACUCCUUCAAGACCUUUGGUCGUAUCCCCUGCGCAGGAAUGGCAGCCCAAACUGACUGGGCGCUCCUGAUGUGUUACGUCGGUGAUGUAUGUACUCUGUACGAUGUCCCUAUGUCUCCCCUUUAUCAGGACAAUACAAGCGAUGCAGUGGUCUGCUAUACGAAACUCGUUAAAGAGUGUACAUUGGCUAACCUGGUCGUAGAGAACGGCGCUACAGUUGUCAGCAAUUGCACCAAGAUGAAAUGCGUUGAUGGAAAUCUCGUCACUAUCUCCACUGCUCCUGAUGCGUCCUUCCGCGAUGCCGGUCCGCUGGUAGGAUGCCUGUUCUUGCACGAGACGGCCAAGACUUGGGACGUCGCAAGGACGUCUUGCGAGUCCCACGGAGGAGACCUCUUCGUUGCGAAGGACUUUCAGGCCUUCAGGGAUUACAUCGUGCACAAUGCACUAAUCAUUAAUGCCACCGUCAUUGAAGGUACGGACAACUGGUACUGGGUUGGAAUUCGAAACAACGUAUGGCUGGACGGGACCCAAAUCCCCCAAAACUACUGGGACACCAAUGAGCCCGACUUCACCGACCAGUGUGGAGUGGUCAGCAGGGUCACAGGUGCUGGUCUUCUCUACGAUGGACAGUGCGCUCAGAUCAAUCAUUACUCUGUCUGUCAGUUUCGCUGA